GCUUUAUUUUUUUUCAUGGAUGUUCUUCUUCGAGUAUCUGUAGAAGGGAUACGACCAUAUUUUUCUGAUAUAAUUAAUUCCAUAGAUGCUUUCAUUAUUGUGGUGACUGUAGUAAUUGAUUUCACUUAUAUUUUUUAUGACUCAGAGAUAUUUAAAGACAUCCCUAGAUUGGUAGUAUUACUUCGACUUCUACGACUUAUUAUUCUGAUGAGAAUUUUUCAUCUGGCUUACCAAAAAAGACAUCUUGAAAAGCUGACCAGAAGGAUGGUUUCAGGAAACAAACGACGAUACAAGAAAGAUGGAUUUGACUUAGACCUCACUUAUGUUACUGAACGUAUUAUUGCCAUGUCAUUUCCAUCUUCUGGAAAGCAGUCUUUCUAUCGGAAUCCCAUUCAGGAAGUUGUACGGUUCCUGGAUACCAAGCAUCGAAACCACUAUCAAGUCUACAAUCUUUGCAGUGAAAAAGCUUAUGAUCCUAAGUACUUCCAUUAUAGGGUCCGUCGAAUCAUGAUUGAUGAUCAUAAUGUUCCUUCUUUGAGUGAGAUGCUGGAAUUUUCCAAAGAAGUACAGAAUUGGAUGGCUCAAGAUAGUAAAAACAUCGUAGUGAUUCACUGUAAGGGAGGCAAAGGAAGAACUGGAACUAUGGUUUGUGCCUGCCUUAUUACCUGUGAAAUAUUUUUAACUGCAGAGGACAGCCUUUAUUAUUUUGGAGAACGACGAACAGAUAAAACCAACAGCACUAAGUUUCAGGGAGUAGAAACUCCUUCUCAGAAUAGAUAUGUUGGGUAUUUUGCAGAUGUGAAAAACGUCUAUAACAUGACUCUACCUCCAAAAAAACUACUUAUGAUUAAAAAAUUUGUUAUUUAUUCGAUUCAUGGUGUUGGAAAAGGCAACGGAAAUGAUCUAAAAGUACAAAUAAUAAUGGAUCAAAAGAUUGUCUUUUUUUGUUCUGCUUCCAAAAACUGUAGGAUAGUUCAUGAUGUUGAAAGAGACAGAGUAAUAAUUCGUCUAUGCAACUGUCCACUUCUGUAUAAUGAUGUGAAAGUGCAAUUUCUGUCUUCUUCGGAUCUUCCUAAAUACUAUGACAACUGCCCAUUUUUCUUUUGGUUCCACACGUCUUUUAUACAAAAUAACAGGCUUUAUCUUUCAAGAAAUGAAUUGGACAAUCCCCAUAAACCAAAAGCAUGGAAAAUUUAUCGUCCAGAGUUUGCAGUCGAAAUAUAUUUUGAUAAUAAGUUGUAG
Molecule: messenger RNA, 1242 nt
Organism: Molossus molossus (Pallas's mastiff bat)
Lineage: Eukaryota; Metazoa; Chordata; Mammalia; Chiroptera; Molossidae
Product: phosphatidylinositol 3,4,5-trisphosphate 3-phosphatase TPTE2-like
Exons: 15
Coding region: 16-1242 (408 amino acids)
Biological process (GO): protein dephosphorylation
Cellular component (GO): cytosol
Molecular function (GO): phosphatidylinositol-3,4,5-trisphosphate 3-phosphatase activity; protein tyrosine phosphatase activity
Source: RefSeq, a predicted model, not a curated record